AUGGGACGUUUCACCUACAUCAAGCAGGCGAAGCCCACUGCCGAGUCCAGGGCCGCGGCAUUGGAGGAGGCUCCCAAGUUCGAGAGGGUUGUCUGGCACCAGGAUCCUGGUCUGAGGAAGCUCUACUUCUACGCCGUGGUUCUUUGCGUGUCUUCGGCCUCCACUGGUUAUGAUGGCAUGUUCUUCAACGGUAUCCAGAACUUCGAGUCCUGGACCAGCUUCUUCGGCUAUCCUUCCGGCAGUGAUCUCGGCCUGCUCGUCGCUCUCUACCAGAUUGGUUCCGUCGCUUCCAUCCCCUUCGUUCCCAUCAUCACCGACAACUGGGGCCGUCGCCUUUCCAUCGCCAUUGGCUUCGUUAUCAUGAUCGUCGGUGCCGUCAUGCAGGGUUCUGCUCAGGACUAUGGCACUUUCGCCGGUGGCCGUGUCCUCCUCGGUUUCGGCAACUCCUUCGCCCAGAUUGCCUCCCCCAUGCUUCUGACUGAGAUCUGCCACCCGCAGCAUCGUGCCCGUCUCACCACCGUCUACAACUGCCUCUGGAAUCUGGGUGCCCUCAUCGUCGCCUGGACUACCUUCGGCACCAACUUCAUGAACAACGAGUGGUCGUGGCGUAUUCCUGCCAUCCUUCAGGGUGCCCCCUCCUUCCUCCAGCUCCUCUUCCUGUGGUGGGUCCCUGAGUCUCCCCGUUUCCUCAUCGCCAAGGACCGCCAUGACGAGGCCCUGGCUAUCCUCGCCAAGUACCAUGCCAACGGCGAUUCCGACAACCCCACGGUUCAGUUCGAGUUCCGCGAAAUCCGUGACACCAUCAAGCUCGAGCAGGUCGCCAACACCAGCACCAAGUACGUCGACUUCUUCAAGACCAAGGGCAACCGCUACCGUCUCAUGGUCAUCAUCUCGCUCGGUAUCUUCUCCCAGUGGUCCGGCAAUGCCAUCAUUUCCAACUACACUGCCAUUCUGUACGCGAACGCCGGUAUUUCCGACUCGGUUGCUCGUCUCGGCCUGAAUGCCGGCUCGACUUCCAUGUCCAUGAUCGUCUCCAUCUCCUUCGCCUUGAUGGUUGACAGGCUCGGACGUCGCCCUACCUUCCUGCUCGCCACCGGUGGCAUGUGCGGCACCCUCGUCGUCUGGACCCUCACCUGCGGCCUGUACGAGCAGCACAACGCCCCUGGCUCCAACCACGCCUUGAUCUUCUUCAUCUGGCUGUUCCAGUUCUUCUACUCGACCGCCUGGUCCGGUCUGCUCAUCGGCUACGCCGUCGAGGUCCUGCCCUACUCUCUCCGUGCCAAGGGUCUCAUGAUCCUCAACAUCAUGAUCCAGGUCGCCCUCCUCCUCAACAACUACGCCAACCCUCUUGCUCUCGAGGCCUGGGCCGGCGACCCGGACACCGGUCUCGGUGGCAACACCUGGCGCCUGUACCUCAUCUACUCCAUCUGGGUCUUCCUUGAGCUCUGCUUCGUCUACUUCAUGUACGUCGAGACUCGUGGCCCCACCCUCGAGGAGCUCGUCAAGGUCAUCGACGGCCCCGACGCCAACGUCGCCGCCAUCGAUCUCGGCCAGGUCGAGAAGGAGCACAACCUCCAGGCCGAGGGCGAGCACACCGAGGAGACGGUUCAGACUCCUGUGAAGAAUUAA
Messenger RNA from Sodiomyces alkalinus F11, 1629 nucleotides. Its product is annotated as hexose transporter protein. Gene Ontology annotation, biological process: transmembrane transport; carbohydrate transport. Gene Ontology annotation, molecular function: carbohydrate:proton symporter activity. Gene Ontology annotation, cellular component: membrane. The record is from RefSeq and is a predicted model, not a curated record. The transcript is spliced from 4 exons. Lineage: Eukaryota; Fungi; Ascomycota; Sordariomycetes; Glomerellales; Plectosphaerellaceae. The coding region runs from base 1 to 1629 and encodes 542 amino acids.